CUGGUAGAUCUAGACUAAAUUGUCGUCAAACUGAUUAUUAAUUGUGUUUCGGGUGAUUCAUGAGUCAUUAUUUGUUGACGAAAAGUGAUUUUAAGAACAGUUUUACGGAUUAUAACGGUUUGGUAUAUAUUAUCAUAAUGGAGUAAUUAUAAUUAAGCCUAUGAGCAUUAGGCUGCUGGUGAAGUUGUAAACAGUAUGGAAAUGGGAUUAAAGGCUGGUAUGGAACCUGAUGAAGUAACUAUAGUGGUUCAUGGUGCUAGAGGUCUACAAGGUAAAAAACCAGGAAGACACAAGUAUUCUGUAAUUUUUGGUGUUGGUACAAAGAAAUUCCGUACAGCCGUAGUUAAAGAUGCUACUGGAUCACCUGAUUGGAAUGAAGAGAGUGCCAUCCAUGUUGGUCAUGCCACAGAUCAUGUUUUUUUUACCGUUAUGGAAAAAGAUGAUGUCCUUGGACAAGUUGUUAUUCCGGCCUUAUCUUUACAAAGCAUAAAGGGACAAGUUAAAAAGAUCGGCCUUAAACCACAUAAAAAAUGUAUGAACCCGAAAGGUGAUUUAAUAUAUCAGUGUUAUGUAUCUAAAUAUAGGCCAGCAACAUCAACACCCAUCAUUAAAAGUAGUACACCCAUGAGAUCGGGAGGAGGCGGAGCCCAUCUGACAGGUUUCGCGCGCUUAAAGAGUAACCUGACACCAUCACCUAUUAGCAACGGAAAAGACUCAAAUAAACGUGAAAAUCGCAGCUCACUGGCAACAUUUAAUAAAAAGCUCUCCCGUUCAAUUCACAAUAUAUUUAAUUUUUCUAAAUCGAGUGAUGAAAAAAAUGACGACGAUGAAGAUAACGAUCAUUCGAGUAAUAAACCGUUUUCAAAAUUCGCAGCAAAAUUUCGCAGCACUAAUAAUCUGGAUGACAUGGCUCAAACUCCAGUUAUCACAAACGUCAUUCCGAAUAUUGGCACGGUGAAGGGGGGUACGAGAAUUAUAAUAGAAGGACGUAAUUUAGGAUUAGGUAAAUCAGAUAUCGUUGAGUUAAUGUUAUGUGGUAGUGAUAUAUUAGACACAGUGGAGUAUGAAUCUUCUAACUGUAUUGUGUGUACGACGAAGGAAUGGGAGGCAGGAAAAGGUGAUAUAUGGUACGAAACUGUGUCUGGUGGCCAAACGGUGGUCAAAAACUUUUUCACUUUUGUUGAUUCUUCAUCUAAAAAUAGUGCACCUACACCAGUUAUAAUGAAAAUAUCAGAUUCCUCAUCGGAAAACAAUGACGACGCUAGUACUGGAAUUGACAGUCGGAACACUUCAGUUGCUGGAGAUGAUGAAAUGCUUUCAGCCGUUACACCUGAGAAAAAUAAUAUCAAUUCUGUUCCACCUAGUCCAUGUCCACCAAGAACACCUUCAAACCAACAUAAACUGGAGCAGAUAAGUGAAACGAGUGAAGUAUCCCGGUGGUCUUUAGUGAAAAAACGCAUGUUACCCGAUUCGAUGAAAACUAAAUCAUUAGGUCGAGUACAGAGUAAUGAAGGUAUAGAAGGACGAUAUAAGAAGAAUUUUAUGAAACAUGUAAGACGAGCUAGUGAAUCUAUAGUAGCUGAACAAGAAGGUUUAUCACGAGAAGAUGUUGAUAGACAUAGUAUAACAAAGAAAGAACUACAAGCUGAAGUUAUACGUUUGUAUAAUGAAAAUCAAUCAUUAAAGAAUGAGAAUGCUGAUAUGAAAGGCUACAUUGAUCGACUUAUAGCCAAGGUUAUCCAGCAUUGUCCUGAUGCCUUAGAAACGGUGUAAAUAUUUCCAGUGUAUUGAUUUAUAGGUAGUUAGUUUGUCUAUAAAUGUUAUUUGUUAUUUAUGAUACAAGUCAAACACAUGGUUUAUUUGAUUAUGUAUCUGUUAUAAAUUAUCAUGUCAAAUAUUUAAAUUUAUGAAGUUAGGCAAUUUGAGAAAAUAUGACUAUGACAUCACACCACGUAACAUCUGAGUAUCUGGAUGAGAUAUUGUGACACAUCUGUCACUGAUUGUAUUAUUUGCAUGAAAAUUCUAUUUGUACCUUUUGUACCUUUUACUUAGAAACUUGGAUGUUUUGUAAAAUAAUGUAGUCUUUGUACAUUUACUUAAUUAAUAUUACAUUUGUGUUGUUUGUGAUAGAAAUAAGCCAUAUCAAUUACUAAAUAGAAACUAGUCCAUAACUAACUUCUUACUAAACCUUCUUCUAAUAUUCUUCAUUUUGAUAAGUAAAAAACUAGCUUAUAUUAUUAAAGUAAGAAAAACUAGCUUAUUUUUAUUAUAGUAAGAAAACCAGCGUAUUUAAGUAAGAAAAACUACAUGUAGCUUAUUUAAGUAAGAAAAACUAACUUAUUUAAGUAAGAAAAAUUACAAGUUUAUGUAGCUUAUUUAAGUAAGAAAAAGUAGCUUAUCUAUGUAAGAAAAACUAGCCUAUUUAUGUAAGAAAGACAACUAGCUUAUUUAAUUAAAAAACUACCUUUUUUUAAAAAAGAUGAAUCUCUUGUGGAUGAUUUCACUUUUUCCAUUGAAUCUGACAGGAUUGCCGAAAGGUAGCAAUUUCUAAACUUUAAUGAAUGUUCAUCUUCACAUUGUCAUGGUAUGGCAUACCCUAGACUGCCAUAGAGCUGUUGGCAACAAUGUUGGUCUGAGAGUUUCAUACUGCAGGUUAUAUUCAUCACUGGCUGUGCACGUUCAAAGUCACAGUUUGUUAUUAGACUGUAAUAUUAUGUUCCACACUAGACAGUUGUAGGUAGCUGGUAUAUGAACUGUAAAAUUAUAAUUAGUCUUACAUAGUACAUUGCCAGAUAUCAUAUAAAUAAGUGUAUUGGUCACAUGUGAUCUAGGGGGUUGAGAUGGCCUAGUGGUGUAGAGUGUCAGGCUCUAGCAGGUCUGGUCAUCUCUCGCUUGCGGUCGUGAUUUCGAUCCCAGGUCUGAGUAUAUGUGACUUAGAGAAAGGGGCACCUUCUCAACCUCGUGGGUUUACUCCGGUUUCCUCCCACAGGAAAGACCCCUACGUGUGCGCUAAGAUAAUGAAACUAAUACAACUUGUCUGAAAUAUCACCCUUGGUGGAAGCAGAUGUUAAACGCUAAUAAAAGAAGAACAUUAUUGGAACCCCUAGAGCAACCAUUUUUCAUACUAUUUCUAAUACAGCUGAAAGACAUUUAUUUUAUUAUUUUAAAAUAUUGUAUAGUCAUAAACCAUAUUAUUCUGUGGGGAUAUUCUUAGGUUGUUACUUUAUUAUUUUAGAUCAUUUUCAAUGACUUUUUGUUUUUCUUUUUUUAAUUCACACCAAUUCGAAGUGUUGUUAACUUAAUUCCAUACCCAGCUCAAAUCAAAAGCUUUCUAUCAAAAUAUAAUAUCUACCAUUUGUAAAAGUUAGGUUGUUAGCAUUUAAAUACGAUGAAUCAGAUCUGAAGUACAUGAACGUGUAUUAUAUUGAUAUUAAUAAUAAUACAACCUGUUUUUUUACUGGUUGUUAUAUGAUUGUAGAUUUCAUAUGUUUGAUAUUCUAUUCAACAUAAUUUAAUCGUUUGAAGAUCUCAAACUAGAAAUUGUCCGUUUUUAAGAUGUCUAUCACAAGUAUGUAUUAUUUUGAAACGAUUUUCCCUCCAUUUUAUAAUGUUUUUUUCAGAAUCACUUUGAGUGAUAUUUUUCAUUUUUGAAAAUCACAUUUUUCAUUUAAAUUUGUACUUUGUAAUUAUAUAUAUACUUCUAGCAGUUGUCAUUAUGUUGUAGUGUUUCUACCAGUAUAUUAAAUAAUUGUUAAUAAGCCAUAAACAGCAAGUUUAUUAUACAGUUCUUGAAAUUGUUUUCAGAUUAUUCAAAUUAUACAAGAAAAAGUCAGUAUUUAACCAGUGUAUAAACUAGUGAAUUUUAUACUCAUUGAUUAUAAUGUAUGCAGUAUAAUAAAUGUGAUAGUUCACACUGUCUUCCACAUUUAUAUAAAUACAACGCUGAUUAGUCAUGACAACCUCAUCAUGUCAUGAUAAUCAUAGUAGUCACAGCACCAAAUAGUCAUGGUAACAAGAAAUCUUUGAAGAUGCAUUAUGCAAGAGAUAAAUUUGCUUAUUGCAGGGCGUUUUUGUAGCUUCUAAUGUUAUAUAAUUUAAAUUUAUUCAAACGACGAGCCCAUAAUCAACUGUCUAGGCCAUCAGAUGACUGAGAUAUUGAGUAGAUUAGACAAUGUCUGUCAUUUUAUCAUCGCCAUUGCACAUUAAAAUGGCUGAAAAUCGCGACUUUGUUUAUUAUUAUGGCAACGUAACCUGACAAUUGAGGCUACAUUUAAGACCUCAAACAAUUAUAACUUGGCCAAGAAUAAAGUUAUUCGACUGAAAUUUUCAAUACAUUCAUUAUUCAUUAUCUAUUUCAAAACUGCAGCUCUUUAUCUAAAUCAUACAUAAUGCAUCUUUAAUAUUAGCCACCACCAAACCUGAAUUAAUGUAUUAUACUUAUGAAAACAUAGAAAUGUUUUUAGAAAUGAUGUUCUUUGAACUUGAGGUUUGUUAUAUCUUUAAAUGAUUAUUUAUAACUAAAUUGUUACCUUUUUAAACACGUACUAUUAUUAUGAAAUUUUUGUAUAUAAAUUGUAUCUUGCUAGCUAUUGUGUUGUUGGUUUGUUUUGUGUACUGAUAUUAGUAUUUAAUUAUUUUAUAUUUAAUGUAUUAUUGCUGUAUGUCUACUUACAUGUAAUACUAACCUAGAUCGUGUAUAUCUACUUCUAAAUAUUUUAUCAAAAAAAUAUUCAACUAUUUCUAUUCAUUGUACUUUUGCUGAUUUUCAGUUAACAUUUAGUUAUUCUUGUCAAUAGAAAAUAAUGUAUGGUUAAGACUUAUUAAUAUCAUUUUAAUAUUUUGUUUUACUACUGGUAUAUUUUUCAGUUAAAACUUAGAACUUUCCAUCUAGAGCAUAUCAAUUUAAAUGUUAAUUAACUUUUGUACUACCAUAUGGGACCGAAUUAUAUGCUAUUGAGUUGACACCGGUUGUAAUUUCACAUGUGUUCUCUGGUCUUUAUCAUCCUUGAUACUGUCUGUUACAUCAGAAACAGCCAAAUCAACUGAUACGUAGCUCUACAGACUAAAUGUUGGCUUAUUCGCAUAAAGAUUUUGAUAUCUGGACGUUUUCUUUUAGUUAAAGAUGAUAAAUGUAUAUUAAUUUUUAAAAAAGAAAAUAGAUUUUCAGUAGUUUUUUUGUAAUUGUGUGUAUUUCUAUACAAUCAGCAUAUGUAAGUACUAUGAAAUAUUUUUUUAUAUUAAAUGUUUAUAUCAUUUUAUUGUUCAACAUAUGUAAUAAUGUAUAUUUUAUUUAUUUUUGUAAAUGUACAUGGUAUGUUGUCUAAAACUGAUUUUUAAAGAUUCAUAGUAAAAGCUGCUGAUGGUCAUUUAAAGGAUUUUAAACACCUUGCUCAGUUAUUAUCAGUCCAAAAAGCUUUCAAUUCCGUUCAAUAGUGACCAUUCAAAGAUAUGAAGUACUGAACAUUUCACAAUAUUCAUCAUCCUCUGCAAAAGACAUUUACAAGCUAGUGUUACGUAUAGAUGCUGGGUCAAAUCUUUUGAUGGGCCUCUUUCUGAUCCGAUAGGAGUUUAUCUGCCAUUGAAAUUUUGGUUUGAUUUUCCCUAUUAAAUGUCAAAGAUAGAUUAUGUAUGAUUUUGUUAAAGAACUGGCCGUUCAUGCUAUAAUAGUUGAAAAAUAGAUAAUGUAAAAUGAAUAUAUUGAAAAUUUCAUUCCAAUUACUUUAUUCUGAGCGAAGAAAUCACUGUUUGUAGUUUUGACAAGAUCUAUGCAUUGAUUGUUUAUUAUCCUAAGCACGGCACUGAUUAUUCAAGUCUUAGCCUCACUUCUCCAUUUUAAAAUUGAAUUAUUAAAUGACCGAACCGUUCUAAUCUACUUAAAAUCAGAGCCAUUCAAUGGCAUCGAGAGUUGAUUAUGGUCUUGUCAUUUUAAUAAACGUCUAAUUAAUAACAUUUAAGGCGUAAAGAAAGACUGCAAUAGGAAGAUUUAGCUCUUACAUAAUGUAUGUUUAAGUAAUCAAUUUCAGUAAAUUAUAGCAAUGAUUAAGCAUGAAAAGUUUGAUAUUAUCUGAAAUAUGUUAAUGACACUCAGCAGCUUUAAGAAAUAAUCUAAUUUAAACCAGUAUUAUCAAUGUUUGGGUUUAUUAUGAUAAAGUAAAAUGAAGUUAUUAUUUUAGAUUAGUCAAAUCAAACACUUACUUGAGAUACUCUAAUCAUAGGCCUAUACAUUAGAUGACAAAAUUUAAAAAUACUUUAAAUACAGAAGAAAGAUAUUGAAUAAUAAUUAUAAAUUUUUGAUGAUGAAAUAAUUUAUACACUGGGCUAUUUUUAUAUGUACAUAUUUGAAGUUAUAGAUUUGUUAUCCCCCAGAAUUGGUGAUAUACUCAUGUUAAAUUUUUGUAGCCAAAUACUACAUUGACCUGUCAGUUAUAUAAAUAUUAAUAUCAAAAAUAGAUAAAUUCAACAUUCCAAAAUAUAUAUGAGCUGCCCUAAUAUAAUAUGAUAUAAAAUUCUAUACUGGAUGAUGAUAAAAAAAAAUACUGGAUAAUAGAGUAAAUGUGUCUGUAUCAAAGAAGAAUGUACAGAUCAAUAUUGACAAAGUAAACAUUAGCACUGUAUAGGUGACCAGCAAUAAAUUUAGUACAUUGUGCCCUUAAGCCGAUUUAUCCUUGCUAUCCCACAUAAAAACGUGCCAAAAACAAUAUCAUUUAACCUUGGUAAUCUGCGUAAAAUCCCAGCGACUUUAAAUCUGGUAUAUUUGUCAUUGGUUUAAGUUGAUGACCAAAAUUAAAUCAAGGUUUCAUUCUGUGGAAAUUUGUAAGAAUUUAGGUUAUAUACGAGAUUUGUUUAUGUCGAGUUUUACCUCAGGUUGUAUUAAAACAUCACUAGUUAUAGAUGACCUUCACAGAUGUGUUGACAAGUAUUUCACACCGUUGUGAUGAUACACACUUAAAGGCUUAAAGCUGCUUAUUCUUAAAAUGCUAAAUGUUUGAUCCAUGGUACAAAUUUAUGGCAUUUGUGUCGGCAAACUGAAAGUUUAUAUUACUUGUGUCGGCAAAUUGAACGUUUAUAUUACUUGUGUCAGGAAAUUGAAAGUUUAUAUUACUUGUGUCGGCAAAUUGAAUGUUUAUAUUACUUGGGUCAGCAAAUUGAAAGUUUAUAUUAUUUGUCCUUUAUAUAAAUUACAUGGUUGUCAAUAAAGUUGUGAAUGCAUUUUUGUUCAUAUUUCGAUGUGCACAUUAAUCAUUAUUAUAUUAUUCAUUUGACUAUAUAUUACUAAGUAUAUGAAUUGUUAUAUUAAAAGGGUCACAUAAAAUAGGAGGAAUUACAAUCUGUUAUGUAUAAUCACAUAUUAUUUAUUUGCGAUUAUAUUUGAUGUAGAAAAAUAUGACAAUAAAAAUAUUGUGG
Molecule: messenger RNA, 7404 nt
Organism: Patella vulgata (common limpet)
Lineage: Eukaryota; Metazoa; Mollusca; Gastropoda; Patellidae
Exons: 9
Coding region: 196-1773 (525 amino acids)
Source: RefSeq, a predicted model, not a curated record